CAACCGAUGCUUCUUAAAAGUGCGGGACCUCUGGGCCGAGCCGGUGGUGUUCCCUGGUGCCGCACAGCGCACAGCGUUUGGUGUGAGCCGCUGAUCUAUCUGCUUCAGGUAAAUAAAGAGCAAGAUGGAAUCAUCUGAAGACCCUAGGCAGGGUGCUCACAUCCACAGCGGAGAUCUUGGUUUGCUCAACACCAGUUUAUUGUAGCUGCACUGAGCCAGGAAGAACAGCAAUAACAUCAGAAGACCCUGUCAGCUUGUGUGGCUGUGGCAAGGAACGAUCGCUUAGUUAGACCUGUGGAUCCUUUCUUGAAGAAAACCGUUAACCUGCAGUGGUCGAUGGACUAAUCCCGAAAAGCCACAGCUUUAACCUCUUGUCCUCUGGCUUUAGGCUCUGAGGACUCAAGGUUUCGUUGGUGGCCGGUGGCCUGCAGGACGGAGGAACAGCCACUUCCACCACGGGAGCCCCAUGGCACUCGCCUCUACCCUGGCCUCCCUCCAGGAGGAGAGCUGCUGUCCCGUGUGCCUCAAUUACUUCAAAGACCCGGUGACCAUCGACUGCGGACACAACUUCUGCUUCGACUGCCUGGGCGCUUGCUGGGAGAACCUGGACGACACCUUUCCCUGCCCUAUCUGCCGCUUCCCCUACUACCGCAAGAACUUCCGCCGGAACCCGCAGCUCCGCAGCCUGACGGAGACUGUGCAGAAGCUGGGGGUGCGCAGGAGCAAGCGGAAGCAGCAGCUGCAUCCUGAGCAUACCACGUGCAAGAAGCACCAGCAGGCACUGACGCUGUUCUGCGACAAGGACCUGGAGCUGCUGUGCACGCGCUGCAGCUUCACCCCCAAGCACCUGGAGCAUCACGUGUGCCCCAUUGAGAGCGCCGCACCGCACCACCGCAGGCUGCUGGAGGACAAGGUGGAGCCGCUGCGGAGCAGCUUGGAACAGGUGGAGAAGAUGAUCGCGCUGCAGGGCAGCAAGAUGCUGGAGCUGCGCAAGGAGGCCGAGGCCAGGAGGAGGGAGAUCGAGGCGGAGUUCGAGCAAGUCUGCCAGUUCCUGCAGGGCGAGCAGGAGGCUGUGCUCAGAAAGAUAUGCAAGGAAGAGGUGGAGAUCUUAGCAGAAGUGAACCAGAACCUGGCUGCCUUCUCCGCCUACUUGUCUGGCCUAAAGCGCCUGCUGAAGCAUGUGGAGAACAAGAGCGAAGACUCGGACUUGGCGGUGCUGAGGUCCCUGAAGGGCAUCGAGGACAAGUCGCAGAAGCUCAGGCGCCCCGACAGCUGCACCAUCGAGCUGAGCGGCUAUGAGGUGAGGCUCCCGGCCCAGUUCUCAGGCCUGGGCCGCAUCGUGCAGCACUUCCAGAUUGAGGUGCUGUACGACCCCGCCACGGCCCACCCGCAGCUCACGGUCUCCAGUGACAAGAAGACGGUGCACUACCACGACAACUGGAGGAGGGUCUGCUACGCCCCCAGGAGGUUCUACCUAUGCCCGGCCGUCCUGGGCCUCCAGAGCUUCACCUUCGGCCGGCACUACUGGGAGGUGGAGGUGGGCACCAAGCCCAAGUGGACCCUGGGCGCCUGCCGGGGCUGCCUGCCCCGCAACUGGCGAAAUGAGCCAACCGUGUGCCCCGGCUUCUGGGCCCUCGGGCGCUGCGUGGACACCGGCUACCUCGCCUUCGGCCCCCAGAGAGCCCAGAUCGUGCCCAAAGUGAGGCCCAGCAAGAUCGGCGUCUUCCUGGACUACGAGCUGGGCGAGAUUUCCUUCUACAACGUGGACGACGGGUCCCUGCUCUACACUUUCCAUCACCGUUUCACCAAAACCAUCUGGCCUUAUUUCUAUAUUGGAAGAGAUCCCGAGCCUCUUAAACUCGUGUCAGUGUCAGAUGAUGAAACAUAAACAACCUGUUAAUCAUUGCGAUUUAGAAUUUAGGACCAACUGAACUUGAUCUCCUUUCCAGAAGUUUUGUAAGUUUCAUGACACACCCAAAACUGGAAGAGAUUUUUCAUUCACCCACGUUUUCAGCAACUAUGAGAAGAAACAUUACUGCUGUGAUGAUACAGUGCCAGUCCCAUAGAUAGGAAGUCAAUUUUCAAAUGUGAUUUGAAUUCUGAGGUACUUGAUCUAUUAGUCUGAGAGGCUGGCCUUGAAUUCCCGGUGAUCCUCUUCCCUCAGCCAAGACUUGUAUUUAUUUAUUUUUUAUUUGAAAAGGAAGAAGUAAAACAUUUUUAUUCACAGGUUACAUAUGUUAGAAAACCCUAUGGAAUCUACAAAAGAGCUACUAGAGGUAAUGAAUUUCACAAGAUGGCAGGGUACAAGAUCAAAAUACAAACAAUUACAUGUCUGUGUUCUAGCAAAGGGAAAUUGGAUAUUGAAAUUUAAAAUACCAUUUUAAAAAGCUGAAACUAAUAAGCAAUUACAUUAGUCUCCCCUAAUGUGUGGUUUCACAUUCCAUGAUUUCACCUUUGAUGGUUUCAGUUACAGUUAACUGUAGUACAAAAAUAUAAAUGGAAAAGUAUACAAGAAAAUAAUUCUUAAAAUUUUAAAUUGUCAUUGUAAAUAGUGUGAGGAAAUCUCACACCACCUUGCUCCAUCCCAGCCAGGAUGUAUAUUGUUCACCAGUGUAUUCAUGCUGUACAUGCUAUCCACCCCAUGGCAACUGAGACUACAUUCACAUAGCUUUUGUUACACUAUAUUGCUAUAGUUGUCCUAUUUUAUUAUUUGUUAUUGCUGUUAAUCUCUUACUGUUCCUAAUUUAUAAAUUAAAGUUUAUCAGAGGUACAUAGGUAUGUAUAUAGAAAAAACAGGUGAUCAAUACUAUCCAUGGUUCUAAGCAUCCAUCUUUGAUUCUUGGACUGUAUGCUCUACAGAGAAGAUGGAAUUAAUGGAUAACAAGAUUGCAGGAUAAGGACUUGUAUUUAUUAUGUCCAAUAAAUCAAUUAUUUUGGUGCACUGCUGGGGACUGACUCCAGGACUUUGUGCAUGUUAGGAAAGUGCUCUGUCACUGAGCCAUAUAAAUGUAUAUUUUAUAUUUGCUUUGCUUUUUUUGAGAUGAGGU
Messenger RNA from Heterocephalus glaber (naked mole-rat), 3047 nucleotides. RefSeq names its product tripartite motif-containing protein 60-like. Gene Ontology annotation, molecular function: zinc ion binding; protein binding. The record is from RefSeq and is a predicted model, not a curated record. Lineage: Eukaryota; Metazoa; Chordata; Mammalia; Rodentia; Bathyergidae.